Molecule: messenger RNA, 858 nt
Organism: Ustilago hordei
Lineage: Eukaryota; Fungi; Basidiomycota; Ustilaginomycetes; Ustilaginales; Ustilaginaceae
Exons: 3
Coding region: 1-858 (285 amino acids)
Source: RefSeq, a predicted model, not a curated record
AUGCCAGCCUGCCUGGUCAAUCCUCUCGCUUCCCCGGUGGUUCCUGCUUCUCCACUGGAGCCGCUUUUCUUGGGGAUGGAUGACGACACUGUCAUCUCUGGACAUUCGGGGUCCCCCCCCCCCCCUGCUCUCACUGUGCCUGCCCGGGCAGGCGAAGAUUAUUCCCUGGCAUCGCCUCCUCGUCCCGACCUUUAUGAGGUGGAUGCCCAUGGGCCUCCUCGGGAGCUGACAACUCCUGAGCACCAGGCACUCUGGGAGGCCAAGUUGGCACGAACACCAACUCCUCCUCCAAUGGCCGACGAGGGCACUCCCGUUUAUCGGCUGGAGGUUCAGCCGUUGACGCCCCCUCCUUGGUGGAGGAACUGUCAAACUCCUCCACCCCCUCCUCCUGAUCACCACCUUCCAAUGAAUGGUGAGAUCGCUGGUUGGGCCGAGAGAUUCGUCGUUGCCGACGUUGUGGCCCGGAUUGCGGACCAGCACUACCCCUUGGAUUGGGAUGUGCCUCAUGGUUCGAUCCCUGAGCACCACUUGCAUUGCCUGGCCAUGUUGCACCUGACUGAAGGCUGCAUGCCAUGGCCUAGUUGGCAAUGCCGUCAGUGCUUCAACUUGGGUAUUCCUUGCUUUGCUUCUGUGUUCACCAACCCAUUUGGUGAGCGCAACCGAAUUCCCCAUGCUUGUACGCACUGUUACCUUGCUGGGUUGGGUCACUGCGAGCAUGAUAUUCCUGCCCAUCCGGGUAUGGAAUAUCCUGGCGAUGGGACCCCCAGCCUGCAGCCACAGGGCUCGCAUCAGGCAGAGCAGGCCCACUUGACCAUGGCAGGUGGAGAUGGUCCAGGUCUUAUUUGUUUGGAAGAGUGA